Messenger RNA from Cladocopium goreaui, 1427 nucleotides. The record is from the annotation of a GenBank genome assembly. Lineage: Eukaryota; Dinophyceae; Suessiales; Symbiodiniaceae.
UUCGCACAGCAAUGAACUCGGGCUUUGCAAAAGAAUGGCUGGCAUUGAUCUCUGGGGCGUGGACUGCUGUGGAGUGGAAAGGCCUUGCCUUUAAAGGGUUGCAAGAACUCUCAGGGCCGGACCUCUCUGAAACUGCAGCAGCCAGGGCGUGGUUGACAGAUGUACCAAUCUACAGAUUGGAUUGGCACGUUGACAAAAAAGCGGGCAGCGACUGGGUUUAUGACCUCCAGAACAAGCCUACGACACGGCCGUUGUCCACGAUGGGACUGCAACAACUCCUUGAGGCCUACAUUGCUGUGUGGAUGGCUGGUGAUGAAAUCAUUAGCACGCUUGGAAACAACAAAGAAUUGGCACAGGUCUUCCCACACUGGGAUCAGUUGCUGAAAUUCGUGGCUGGCCAGAUUUCUGCACUGGACUAUGAGAGAAGUCACCAAGCAUCCCAACGAGCCCGAGUGACCGGACAACCCGGAGGACAAGGACAACAGCUGUUUCAGAGACGCUAUUCCUUCCAAGAUGCCCAUGCGGUUGUAGGUGGAAUCACCAAUUCCUUCGCCUCCUUUUGGGAAUCCGAGUGCAGAGCGAUGAAGCAAAAGCUGGUGACAUUGGAUAGCAAAAGAACAGGCCGAGUACCGCUGAGCAAGUUCUACGGCAAGUCCAUCACGGACGCUGAGUGGCGCUUUGGUGAAUCUGAAUCUUACCUUCGAGAGCUGGGAGCUCUGGAUGAGACCUCAGCGCGUUUGGGGAAGCAAGUGAUCAUUCCCAACUACAUCCAAGGAGCCUCCAAUUGUAUUGUCACGGCCUCCCAUUACUCCAUUUGCUGCAUCAAUGAGUGCGAGCCCAUCAUGGCAGAGAUAGAAGAGGCCGUAAAGAGUCCAAUGGCGACUGUCGAACACCUGCUGUCGUUGGUGGGGAACAUGACUGCGCUCAAUACCCUGGAGGACGAGGUGGACAUCCUCCUGGAUGACUUCAUGGUGAGCCAGCUGCAGUCCAUCGCCAAGGAGCAUGGCGGUCAAGUGCCAAUCCACGGGAGGCUUUUCGCACAAUGGUUGCACUACGUCUUCCCAAGAGAUUGCCUCUUCCCGCACAAGUCUGGUUCUGCUCAAUCUCGGUCUCCCAACGAAUAUGGUGAUGGAUAUUUGGCAUCUGAUGACGAGAUGGAAGCUCAUGCCAAGGACACUCGGGCAGAGAUCCCCCUGGCAACGAUGAAGCGGGAGGAGCUGCAAUGGAUGUCACAAUGGAGCGAAGAUGAGGAGCUCUUUGCCAGCUAUGAUCACCUUGUCAAGCGCGCCGGCGCGGGGACGGGGACUUUCAUCGUGGCGGGCUCUGGGCUCUUCCUUUUGGCGGUGUUCAUUGGUGCGGUGAGUUUCAACCGCAAGGCCAACCAGCAGUUCCUGCCCGUUGGCGAUGGCAAGGUUCAUUUUGUGUAA